AUACUGCUAAUACUAAUACUAUGUAAUUGCUCAAAUACGUUGUACAUUGAUUUUGAUUUUGGUUUCCUAGACUACAAAAAUCGUAUAUGCAAACAAUGAAAAUUGCGAGCAUCGUAUGUUUGAACGAAUUGACCAUCCAUCUUGGAUAUCCAAUUGAUUUGGACAUUGAUUAUCUCAUAUCUCAGAAUUUAAUUUGUUCGUGUUAAUGUUGUUGAUUGUGUAAAAACACAUCAUCACCAUCAUCAUAUGUGACAACAACAUACAUCAACAGAGACCGUGAGCUAUAAUCGUAGUCAUCAUUUUGGGAGAGAAAAUUUCGAGGCCGACAACACUCAAAACACAUCAAAGUGACAAAAGUUUUUGCCUCACUAAUAGAGUAGUAUUCACGAAUAUGGAUGAUUUGGAUUCGUUACUACAGGAUUUGGAGCGAGCCACAUCCACAUUGAAGACGCAUCCGAUUGGCGGUAGUGGCGGUGGGACGUGGAAGCUGAGCAAACCGCAUGAUCCGACAAUAUCUUCACAACCAGCUUACAGUACAGCCAAAGUGGCCAAACACUACAGUCCCCAGUAUUACGUUAACGACGAGCCUCUGUACCAGAAUGAACAAAUGUUAGCCAGAGGAUCAGCCGAUCACGAUUAUGCACCGAUAAAUGGACGCAAUGGUACAUCACCCAUCUAUGAAGGUAUCUAUUCAACGACAACGACGACGACCACCAAGAACAACCAUAAUCAACCAAAUUCGACCGAUGGCGAUGUUGAUGUCAUAACGGAAAAGAUCAGCAUGAUUAACAAUUUGCUUGAUGAUUUGGAUGCAGCCCGUUUGAGCUAUGAACUCAAUGGUAGCAAAGCAUCAGCCGAAUCCGGUCGCCACGGCCACCACCACAAUAGAAGCUUGGAACGGCAAGCCAAUUCCAAUGCAGCCAUAACGAACGGUGCUACCAGUCCUUAUCUGACGAAUGGCAACGCUUCUCGCCAACAAAGAGAACGUUCGACCGACAGUGAUCAGGUGAAUGAUUUGAUUAGAAAUCUGGAGUACAAUCUGCAAAACGCAACAACUUCCCCAUCAUCAUCAUCUUCAGCAUACAACAAACCUAGCAUUAAUGGUGGUGUUGGAGGCACUACGACAGUCAUGUAUGACGACGGCGGUAAUCGGCCACAACAAGCUCGAAUUGAGCCCGUUUCCGAAUACAAUCGACAAUUGGUGAAUAUCACACCACAGAAAGCUCAGAUGAAUGAGAAUCCAGUGAUUCAAGUUCCGUUACCAUCUGGCGGUCACGGUCCUGUAUCGCAUGCAACCCGCGAACUUGACGAUUUGAUGGCCUCAUUGUCCGACUUUAAGCUCAACCAGAUCAAAACGACGGCCACCACCAACAAAGCCAACUACAUGGCAUUGGGAAAGAUUCAGGUGCCCAACAAAGGAUAUGCGCCAAUUCUAAGCGCUGAUUUGGAUUCAAUGAUUGGCAAUCUAGAGAUUGACCUCAACAAACAAGGUGUGUCCACUGCGACCAAAGGUGAUUGUCAAGCUUGUGGUCGUGCUAUCAUCGGUCAAGUGGUUACCGCUUUGGGCACUACAUGGCAUCCAGAACAUUUUGUUUGUGCCAAAUGUCAACAACAACUCGGUGAUAGCACCUUUUUCGAACGAGAUGGUGUUGCCUAUUGUGAACAGGAUUAUCACCGUUUGUUUUCGCCCAAGUGCCAUUAUUGCAAUAAACCCAUCUAUGAUAGAUGUAUCACUGCAUUGGAUAAAACCUGGCAUCCGGAACACUUUUGUUGUUCGCAUUGCGGCAAGAAUUUCGGUGAUGAAGGCUAUCAUGAAAAGGCCGGUAAUGCUUACUGUCGAGAAGAUUUUUUCAAACUAUUCGCGCCGAAAUGUUCGGGUUGUGCCAAACCGAUCGAGGACAAUUAUGUAACCGCAUUGGGAGGCCAAUGGCAUCAGGAUUGUUUUGUAUGCCGGGACUGCAAAUCGCCAUUUACCGAGGGCAAAAGUUAUUUCGAUUUUGAGGGACGACCUUACUGUGAACCACAUUAUCACGACAAACGAGGUAACCUGUGUGCAUCAUGUCGUCAGCCGAUCACGGGCCGUUGUAUAACAGCCAUGUUCCAGAAGUAUCACCCGGAACAUUUUACCUGUUCGUUUUGCCUGAAACAAUUGAACAAAGGAACCUUCAAAAAGCACAACGAAAAGCCUUAUUGCCAUUCGUGCUUUGAUAAACUAUUUGCCUGACAUUGUUUGCCCCCUUCCUUUUCCAAUUAGGAUCACGAUAUAACAGAAUGACUCAUACACACACACAUAAAGCCCUUUAACAAUAAAUAAUAACCGAGUAAGUGAACAACACUAUGAA
Molecule: messenger RNA, 2342 nt
Organism: Dermatophagoides farinae (American house dust mite)
Lineage: Eukaryota; Metazoa; Arthropoda; Arachnida; Sarcoptiformes; Pyroglyphidae
Gene: Pax
Product: paxillin
Source: RefSeq, a predicted model, not a curated record